AUCGUCCCAUUCCCGAUGGUACGACCGCUCUCCGUCCGCCUUGUCUGCUGCCUGCAUCUCCAUAUUGUCUGUACUGUGUAUUGCAGAUGCGGGACGACGAUGUGCUCUGCAGUUGGACGGAGUGCUGCUCGAUCGAAUCUCGCCCCAAACCGGUAAUCAGCAUAGCCAGGGGCAGCUUCUAACCUCGCCUGGAAACACGUUCUUCGGCUACAACUCGAAAGGCAAUCGUCAUGAUUUCGAUAUCCUGAGACGGGCCUCGACCUCUUAAGGAUAUCAUCGUGGCGACAGCGUCACAAGUCUCCAUUGGCUAGCUGUAGCCAAUACAUUAAUUCACUCAAACGCAUUGAUGGACUUACCCGGGUCGACACCCGUUGGCUUCCUGCCACCGUUUUGCUUGCAUCACUGGUCAGUAAGAGAACGCCGGCUGUCAUCUUUACGUGUUCCGGCCACCGCGUCCGUCCUGAUCGCGUUGGGCCCACCAGGCAGCCAGACGCCCUCACAGCAGUUCGCAGUCUCGAAACCCGACAGUGGGCCGCCCAACUGUCGUGCGGGGCCCUACCGAUGUGCACUAGUGGUGCCCGUUCUCUCACGGAAGGGUCGACCGAGCCGCCACCGCCCUGGCUAAAUGUGACGUUUUACACAACCUAAAAGGCCCGUAAGACGAGAAAUGGGCGAGAGCUGAAACGUUAUAAGUAGAUGCGCUCUGGCGCGCUCUCGCACAUCUUACCGUCCACCCUGUGCAUUAACUUCAGGAGCUCGUGACGUUCGCCAC
This is a messenger RNA of Postia placenta MAD-698-R-SB12, 772 nucleotides long. RefSeq lists its product as hypothetical. The record is from RefSeq and is a predicted model, not a curated record. The transcript is spliced from 2 exons. NCBI's taxonomy places the organism in Eukaryota, Fungi, Basidiomycota, Agaricomycetes, Polyporales, Adustoporiaceae. Bases 347 to 625 code for a protein of 92 amino acids.